CCCUUUUGUUUUUCACUCUCACACAAAAACACACACCCAUCUGAGACAGCCUCAAACGGAGAGUGCCUGAAAAUGGUGCAGCGGCUCACCUAUCGUAAGCGCCACAGCUACGCCACCAAGUCCAACCAGCACCGGGUCGUCAAGACCCCUGGUGGGAAGUUGGUGUAUCAGACCACUAAGAAGAGGGCAAGUGGACCCAAGUGCCCUGUCACUGGCAAGAGAAUCCAAGGGAUUCCUCACUUGAGACCUGCUGAAUACAAAAGGUCUAGAUUGCCUAGAAACCGAAGGACUGUGAAUCGGGCAUAUGGUGGUGUGCUGUCUGGAGGUGCUGUUAGGGAGAGGAUAAUCCGAGCCUUCUUGGUUGAAGAGCAAAAGAUUGUGAAAAAGGUUUUGAAGAUUCAAAAGGCGAAGGAAAAGAUAGCCUCAAAGAGUUAAAAAUGAGUGGAUAAAGCAAUAGUUACUUGAGUUAUGAAAUAUGCUUUUGAGAGUCUAGAGAAAUUUUGAAUUAGGUUGGCGUUGAUGAAAUGUUAAACGAUAUUUGAAUGGUUUUUAAUUUUUGUUUGUUUGCUACCUGACUACUUAUUUGUUUACUCUGAUGACAAAUUAUUUACCUGGUUCUUCUUUUAUGAUAAUAUUUGCAUCGAUGGCAUUGCCUUGGAAUUU
Messenger RNA from Quercus lobata, 663 nucleotides. RefSeq names its product 60S ribosomal protein L34. The transcript has 4 exons. Lineage: Eukaryota; Viridiplantae; Streptophyta; Magnoliopsida; Fagales; Fagaceae. The record is from RefSeq and is a predicted model, not a curated record. Gene Ontology annotation, molecular function: structural constituent of ribosome. Gene Ontology annotation, cellular component: ribosome. Bases 73 to 435 code for a protein of 120 amino acids. Gene Ontology annotation, biological process: translation.